Messenger RNA from Aspergillus mulundensis, 2292 nucleotides. RefSeq names its product putative C6 transcription factor QutA. The record is from RefSeq and is a predicted model, not a curated record. NCBI's taxonomy places the organism in Eukaryota, Fungi, Ascomycota, Eurotiomycetes, Eurotiales, Aspergillaceae. The transcript is spliced from 2 exons. Gene Ontology annotation, molecular function: DNA binding; zinc ion binding; DNA-binding transcription factor activity. Gene Ontology annotation, biological process: positive regulation of transcription by RNA polymerase II; DNA-templated transcription. Bases 1 to 2292 code for a protein of 763 amino acids.
AUGGGGAAGGAGGCAGAAGGGUCUGACACUCUGCUCUCGUCGUGGAAGAACAGCAUUGUGUUGAAAGAAAUUGAGCGACUCUUGACGUUCCUUGAGCAACCAGAUGGAGACCAAGAAAGGAGCGCGCGAGGCGAGAUGGAGUCUCCAGCGGACGUUGAAGGAAGCAGUGUCCUUUCGCCGGACACGCUUGAGUGGCAGCUUCCGGAUUCGCUUGGGGCUGGUAAGGAUAGCCCAUUGGCCGUUGGACCAUCCCCAGUGAGGCCACCUAGACCAACCCCAACACGUUUCGCCAGAGACUCGAGUACUCAAACUAUUCCGAUAAAUGAAUUCGAAGAGCUCACCAUAAACGGCUCGUCUCGCAAUCAAUCCGAGAUUACUUCCAGCUCAGCCCAAGAAGUUUACCAACUUCCCCCCAACCCUUGGCCUUUACUCGACAUAUACUUUUCCUACACACAAUGUUGGUUUCCUAUACUAGAAAAACAUGACAUCCUUCGAACAGCUUUUCGGCAGGCUGACGAUGAUCCAUAUAAUACAUCAUCUGCCUCUGGAGACAACGCGGCAUUGUGGGCGGUCCUUGCACUUGCAUCAAUUCAACAAACGUCAAUAUCAGCCACACGCCAAUUAUCGGACUUACCAGACGACCGGCCAGAUCCCAACCAGUUAUAUGAGAAAGCAAGAAAUCUCAUUCCGACAGAAAGUGGGACUUAUCAGCUUGGGCAUGUCCAGGCACUCUUGAUCCUGUCAUUGAUUAGGCUCGGCCAGCAGGACUGGGCAGCCGGUUGGAUGCUUGUUGGGCAGGCUGUUAGAAUUGCGCAAAGCCUAGGACUAAACGGUUCUCCGAAUGCAGCCACCAAUAUGGAAGAGAAACCCGCCGGGCGGUCCAAACAUGUUUUCUUGGGAUGCUUUGUGCUAGAAACGCUAGUUGCUGCCCAGACAGGUCAGGUGCCUUCACUGCGCAAGAGUGACUUGACGAGGGUUGGGCUAAUCAAUGAAGAUGGCCUGGAAGAAUGGCACCCUUGGGAGGACCAGACUGGACUCCGCCCGAUAGAGUCUUCCCGCUCUUUCCAGCGUGGGCCGCUUCAUGCGCUCAGCACGUUUAACCGGCUGCUGUCGCUGAUGUGCAUCCUUAACGAAUUUUGCUGUUGGAGGCAAAUGCACACAAGCUCUCUAUCUCAUCUAGAGGCACUUGAGCGGCAGUUGCAGCUCUGGGUAUCGGCGCUUCCGAGGAGCUAUCGGAUUGAUUUGCAGACAGUUUCGACUAAGCCGGCAUCGCCACACAUAUUUGGGCUAGAGAUGAUGUACGAGUCUGUUGCGACCGCCAUAAGUCUACAGUUAGCUGUGCACAAAAAUGAUAGAAACGGGGUGCGACGUGCUUCAGAAGGCUCCAAGCGGCUAAUGUCGUUACUACAAGCCUAUAUGGAGACUUACAGCAUUUCAGCUACUUGUCCAACUUUUGGGAUGGCUUUGACGUUAGGCCUCCCACAUGCUGGCGCAAAGGCAACUGCACCCUGGGCUUUUGAAGCUGACCUUGUUGGGGUCAAACAUAAAUUACAGUCAUUCUCUGCCCACCUCGCGACCGUAUGGGUUCAGGAUCAUAGCCCCCAAGCACGGUCAAGGCCGGCCAUGCGGCCAAAUAACUCGAAUCCGAAGAGCCCGCCAGUCCAGAACAUACCCGGAAGCAAUCUGCGCGUAACGAGCUUGAUCGACGAAUCCCGCCCUGUGAAUCUUUCGUCUCCAGAUUCAUACCUCUCACCAACCUGGAUGCGGACGUCCAACGACGAGAACGCUGUUUUGUCUCUACCAACGCCUGCAUCAUCUCUCAACAUUGCCUCUGGCCUCGAGGCACCAAAUCCUGUAAAUCAGCAAAUUUCGCAUCAACAUCGCUCUUCUGUCUCUGGAAGGCCUAAUGGCGCCCCGAUAGUACCUGAUCUAACUAGCCCCUUUUCUGCGACUGGAACGCAGUUUCAACCGACAUAUAACGACGCUAGUAUGAAUUUCAAUUCAUUGCUCGACAUUGACAGCGCAGGCUCACUACGGCGGCCGAGGAUUGCGCCCGAUCUUGAUGCUUUGUUUGACGAGUUAGCGUCGCUUGAUGGGACAGACAGGAUGGACAAUCAACCUGAAUUCAUGCAGAACCUUGGAUUCGUGCCAGAGGCGGGCAUCUCGGAGCUAUAUCCAUAUACGAGCCAUAACGAUUCGUUUCUACUUCCGACACAACAGACACUAGCGUCACCGGAGAGCGCCCUACGACGCGAGCCGCCAUUAGUGACCGAUUCUCUCAAUCCCAGAUGA